CGAUAUCUUUAACUUUUCUCGCAUUAUGCAGCCUUAAAUAAGCGCAAUUUGAACGUAAAAGGGCGAAUUAAAAUGCUAAUUACAUCGCAUUUGAACAAUUCGAAACGGUGCAUAUCUUCUGAUUUGCAAAUUGGAUUUGCAAUGCAUUAGUGCAGUGAAUUGCUAAGUGGCGGCUUUGUUGUAUUUUCUAUAGCAAAAAGGAAACAUCUUUUGAACCUUUGAGAGAAAUGCAGAUAUCAAGACGUUACCUGUAGGGCCUUUAAAAUGUCUGUGCCGUUCAAACCCGAUAUUGAGAAAUAUUCAAUUACGAGGAGCUGAAAUUAAUCAGAAAGAUCAAAACAUAGCCGGUUUUAAGCGCGUGUGGCGGAGGAGGAAGGGGGGUGGGAGGAUGUCCCAUCUUAACGCCUUUGGGUGCCGCUUUACCCCUCAUAGAAUAUGGAUGCAAGACACCGUCCCGGGGAAAUACAAACAUAACCGCCGAUCUCGCCUUGACAACUCCCUAAUGGCUCUCAGCAGUAACAAAUUGCCAUCCCCACCGUUCUGUUCUGUCCAGGGCUCCCCUUACGACGCCCAUACGACGGGGAUGACCGGGGCCAUCAGCUACCACCCGUACGGCAGCCCUGCCUACCCCUACCAGCUCAGCGACCCCGCGUACAGGAAGAACGCCACCCGCGACGCCACGGCUACGCUGAAGGCCUGGCUGCAGGAGCACCGCAAGAACCCCUACCCCACCAAGGGCGAAAAGAUCAUGCUGGCCAUCAUCACCAAGAUGACCCUCACCCAGGAAACUGUUUGUGCUGCACAUUGUGUUACAUCUCCAAAUCCCACCAAGUUCCACUUCGCUCUGCUUCGAAAGUUGCUGGGACCGGUGUCACGGCAAUUUGGUAACCGGCAUUGUCCGGGCGAUGGGCGUGCGAGACUCUCCGGGCCGCGGGGAGCAUUCCUGAGGCAGGAAAAUCUCCACGCCAGCGCGAUUUGCGCUGUUUUGCCCUCCCUAAAUACAUGUCGAUGA
Meleagris gallopavo (turkey) is the source of this 1012-nucleotide messenger RNA. The record is from RefSeq and is a predicted model, not a curated record. NCBI's taxonomy places the organism in Eukaryota, Metazoa, Chordata, Aves, Galliformes, Phasianidae.